Guyanagaster necrorhizus is the source of this 822-nucleotide messenger RNA. RefSeq lists its product as uncharacterized. The transcript has 4 exons. The record is from RefSeq and is a predicted model, not a curated record. The coding region runs from base 1 to 822 and encodes 273 amino acids. Lineage: Eukaryota; Fungi; Basidiomycota; Agaricomycetes; Agaricales; Physalacriaceae.
AUGUUCCGCUCCUUCCUCGCUGUCUUUGCCUUGAUUUCCCUUGUUUCUGCUCUGGCUUCCCCCCACAUGUCCCAUGCUGUCCACCGGCAUCGUUCCCUGUCGGCACGCAUCCCAGCCCCCGUCGCUGAGCCUCUUGUUGACCCACAACCUGUGCUUCCCAAGCGGACCCGUUCCAGGAGACAUGCUCGCAGGGCAAACUCCGGGCGUUGUAAAGUGGGGUCAUCGAGCUCCCUAGCUCAGGCCUCGUCGACGCCACUGGCCCAGCAAACCUCUUCCACCACUCCUCUUCAAACGACCAGUGUGACUCCAGAGUCUACUAGUGCUGCUCAAGCUACUAGCUCCACUCCAGAGUCCACUGUUGCUCCAGCUACCAGCUCCACUCCAGAGUCCACUGCCGUUCCAGCUACUAGCGCUACUCCAGAGUCCACCAGCACCUCAUCGUUUGUCCAGGAGCAACAUACCUCAUCCUCUCAGGAAACUCAGCCAGUGGCCACCACCACCACCACCACCACUCCGCAAACAACUCCCACCACUUCGAGCGCUCAGGCGACCUCUACCUCGGGCAGUUCGGACGGCACCACGUAUACCGGAGAGAUCACCUACUACGAGAGACCAAUGGAAACUCCAAUGACAAUUCUCUUUGUGGCAAGUACAUCCAUAUCGAAUGCAACAGACGAAAGCAAGAGCACCGAUGUUAAAGUUGUCGACCGAUGCACUGGAUGCGCAGAGUACGACUUGGACCUGUCUCCAGCCGCUUUCGAAGACUUGGCAUCAGAAAGCGUUGGUCGUCUGCAAGGCGCCACUUGGUAUUUCACUUCAUGA